AUUUGAGAAUGAGGUUUUCAAAUUUUGGAGGUUGGAGAAGGGAAAAUGGCAAACAUAUUGAAGCAAGUCUUUUUUAACACUAGUUAUUCCAUGUUGUAUGGAAAUGGUUUUAAGUCGCUAUGAUCACCGAAGAAGACAACUUGAAAGGACACGAACACAGAACAUUUAAAUUACAAGAACCGAUGCAUGUACAUUCAUCAACCAUGGUGUCUUCUUCAAUCAAUUGCAAGAUCUUACCAGCCAUGAUUCUUGUUUUCUUUCUUCAUACUAGUUCCUCUGUUUCUACAGUUUUUUAUUCGAAACCUGAUUUUCAACAGUCCAACCAAACAUUUAGACUGAUGAAAGAGUUGCACAAGUUGAAAAUGAUAAGAGCUCAUCUUAUUAAGAUCAAUAAGCCUUCUGUCAAGACAAUACAGAGUCCAGAUGGUGAUUAUAUAGAUUGUGUUCCAUCGCAUUUGCAACCAGCUUUUGAUCACCCUCAUUUGAAAGGGCAACAACCAUUGGAUCCACCAGAAAGACCAAAAGGCCGACAUCUAGGAGAGAUGCCAUCGGAGAAUUAUCAGUUAUGGAGUGUUUCUGGAGAAUUUUGUCCAGAAGGAACUGUUCCAAUCAGAAGAACAACUGAACAAGAUGUUUUAAGAGCUAGUUCUGUCAGAAGAUUUGGACGAAAAUUUCAGAGGCCGGUUAGAAGAGAUACUUCCAGCAGUGGCCAUGAGCAUGCAGUUGGGUAUGUUAGUGGACAACAGUAUUACGGAGCAAAGGCAAGCAUAAAUGUGUGGGCACCUCGAGUGGCUAGCCGAUAUGAAUUCAGCUUAUCUCAAAUGUGGGUCAUUUCUGGUUCAUUUGGGAACGAUCUUAACACCAUUGAAGCUGGUUGGCAGGUUAGCCCAGAAUUGUAUGGGGACAAUUAUCCUAGGUUCUUCACCUACUGGACUACAGAUGCAUAUCAGACUACAGGAUGCUACAACUUACUGUGUUCGGGGUUUGUACAAACUAACAAUAGGAUAGCCAUGGGAGCUGCAAUUUCUCCAAGAUCAUCUUACCAUGGUGGCCAAUUUGAUAUUAGCAUUCUAGUAUGGAAGGAUCCGAAGCACGGAAACUGGUGGCUAGAGUUCGGAUCUGGAACACUGGUUGGAUACUGGCCAGCAUUCUUGUUUACUCACCUGAGAACUCAUGCAACCAUGGUACAAUACGGAGGAGAAGUUGUCAACACCAGAAGCUCUGGUUAUCACACUCCAACACAAAUGGGGAGUGGACAUUUUGCUUGGGAAGGCUUCGGUAAAGCUUCUUAUUUCAGAAAUUUACAAGUUGUGGAUUGGGGUAACAACUUGAUUCCGCUACCAAACCUCAGAGUUUUAGCUGAUCAUCCCGAUUGUUAUGAUAUACGAGGUGGGAUUAAUCGUGUUUGGGGUAAUUAUUUUUACUACGGAGGGCCUGGAAGGAAUUCGCGAUGUCCCUGACAAGAUAGUCUUGGAUUAUUUUUCGUCAUAUGAUUUUAGUUUUAUCUUUUUAGGCAGGGAUGGUAAAUUGUUGGUCCUUAUUCAUUUCAUUCAUUCUAACAUAAAUAAGGUCGCAAACAUGCGAAAAGGUCAUACCUGUGAAGAAUAUGAAGUUCGCACUUUUAAUGCUC
Molecule: messenger RNA, 1630 nt
Organism: Daucus carota subsp. sativus
Lineage: Eukaryota; Viridiplantae; Streptophyta; Magnoliopsida; Apiales; Apiaceae
Product: protein neprosin
Exons: 7
Coding region: 120-1460 (446 amino acids)
Source: RefSeq, a predicted model, not a curated record